UGUCAGCGGGGACCCACGUUCCCGAUCGAUAUGGGCGGCUGAGGCGGCCUGGCCGGGGCAGGAGUCUCCCGUCGCGGUGCCGCCCGAGCGCCGAGCAGGACCGUGAUGCAGGUGUCGGAGGAUGCGUGUGCCCAGCUGGAGGAUGAGCUGCUCUUCUGCGAGGAUUGCCGGCUGUACUUCCGGGACACCUGCCCCCAGCAUGGGGUGCCCACCUUCAUCGCCGACUCGCCCGUGCCAGCCCGGGCGCCCUCGCGGGCCCUGCUCUCCCUGCCCCAAGGGCUGCUGGUGAAGGAGCGGCCCCAGGGCGGGCUGGGCGUGUGGAGCGCCCUGCCUGCCCUGCCCCGCGGCUGCAUCUUCGGCCCCUACCAGGGGGAGGUGGUGCUGGAGCACGGGGAGUGCACCCUCUUCUCCUGGGCGGUACGGGAAAACGGCUCCUAUUUCUACAUUGAUGCCUCUGAUGACUCCAAGUCCAGUUGGAUGAGAUACGUGGCCUGCGCCUCCACGGAGGAGGAGCACAACCUGACGGUGUUCCAGUACCGCGGGCGCAUCUACUACCGGGCCUGCCAGGCCAUCGGUGCCGGCGCCGAGCUGCUCGUCUGGAUCGGGGAGGAGUACGCCCGCACCCUGGGGCUCCAGCUGGGGGCGCAUUUCAAGUAUGAGUUUGGGGAGAAGGAGCUGCUGCUGAAGAUGUUCCAGGACCUGCAGGCCAAGCCCCCCGAGCCGGCGCCCACCGCCACCCCCUACCUCUGUGGCGACCUGGCCUCUCCCGGGGGGCACUUGCGCAAGGCUGGCCCCCCGGCCCCGGCUUUCCCGCUGCUGGAGGGCACCCAGAACCUGGUGGGGCUGGGCCGGGCCCAGAGCCGCUACUGGACUUUCUUUGGCUUCCAGGGGGACGCCUAUGGGCGCAUCCUGGAUAAAACCAAGAUCAUCUGCAAGCUCUGCGGGGUGCGGCUCUCCUACAGUGGCAACACCACCAACCUGCGCCAGCACCUCAUCUACAAGCACCGGCAGGAGUACAACCAGCUGGUGGGGGCGCCGGACCCGCCCAAGGGGGCGCUGCCCCCUGCUGCCCCCCUGGCCAGGACCACCCGGGCCGUGGCCGACUUCCUGGUCUGGGAUCUGAUGCCGCUGGAGGUGGUGGAAGGGGAGGGCUUUGGGCAGAUGCUGAACGCCCUGGACCCCGGCUACAAGCCGCCAGCCGCUGCCUUCCUGGCCCACACCCUGCUGCGGGAGCGCCACCUGCAGGGCCAGGCCAAGGUGAUGGCGCUGGCACGGGGGCUGCCCCACUGCGCCCUCAGCCUGGACCUCUGGCCCCACAGCCCCAGCCUCUCCUACCUCACCCUCACCCUGCACUAUGUGGACGACACCUUUGAGGCCUGUGCGCGGGUGCUGGGCAGCCGUCCCGUGCCGGAGGAGCCGACCCCCGAGAGCCUGGCGGAGGCGCUGGGCUGGGCAGCGGAGGAGUGGGGGGUGAGGGAGAGCGGGACCUACGCCGUGGGGCCCCACGGACCCGCUGCCCGGCAGGCGGCCGCGGCCCUGGGCUGGCAGGCCCUGCCCUGUGUGGGGCAGGCCCUGGGGGGUGCCACGGAGGCCGUGCUGGCCCUGCCGCCUAUCCGGAGCGCCCUGGAGCGGUGCCGGCGCCUGGCAGUGUGGGCGCUGGCCGUGCCAGGCCGCGCCGAGGAGCCCCUCCUCCGGGCUCAGCUCAAGCGUUUCCUGCGGGACGGGGCCCAGUGGCAGAGCGCCCACGGGCUGCUGCACGGGCUGCUGGAGCAGGCUGAGGCGCUGGGCGGGCUGGGGCCCCAGGAGGAGCCAGCCCUGCGCCCCCAGGACUGGGCCGCUCUCCAGGACGCAGCCGACGUCCUCAAGCCCCUGGCGGUGGCCGCCUCCACCUUCACAAAGGAUCCCUUCGCGGGGCUCUCGCUGGUCAAACCCGUCCUCACUUCCCUGCUGUACAAGCACCUGGCGCCAGGCGAGUGGGACUCAGAGCUGGCGCGGGCGGCCAAGGGGGCGGCCCACCGGGAGCUGAGCCGGCGCUACGCCGAGCCCGAGGUGGAGCGCGCCCUCAACCUGGCCUGCGCUCUGGACCCCCGCUUCCGCAGCCUGGACUUCCUGAGCCCGCCUGACCGCGUGGAGACCCUGCGGCUGCUGGCGCUGGAGGCUGCCCGCCUGGCCGAGGUGCCCGGCGCCAGCCCCUCCCCGCCGCCCCCCAAGCAGCCCCGGCAGGACUCGGCCAUCGAGUACCUGCUGGGAGACCUGUGCAGCGUGCGGGGCGGCGCCGGGGUGGCCUCGGUGCAGCAGCGGGCAGAGCAGGAGUGCGCCAGCUUCCAGACGGCCGGGGCCUCCUCCCUGGGCCAGGAGCCCCUGCAGUGGUGGAAGACGCAUCAUGCCCAGUACCCGCUGCUGGCCCGGGCGGCCCGCCAGCUGCUGUGCGUGCCCGCCACAGCUGCCCCCACCGCCUGGCUCUUCGGGGAGGCCGGCCAGGCCGUCUACAGGAAGCGGGCGGCCCUGGCGCCGGAGCACGUCGACAUGCUGCUCUUCCUGCAUGGCAACCGGGCUGUGCUCUGAGCUGGGGCAGGGGAGCCCGGCUGGACCGGCUGCCCUGGGGGGGGGGGACCCAAGGCUGUACCUCCUGCUCUGGGGGAGACCCUGAGCUGUACCUUCUGCCUGGGGGGGAGGUAGGAGACCCCAGGCUGUACCUCCAGCCUUUGGGGGGGGAUCCCAGGCUGUAUCUCUUAGGGUGGAGUAAGGGAUCUCAGGCUGUACCUCCUUCCCUGGGGGGGGAACCUGGGGUGUACCUCCUGCCUGGGGGGUUGCGGGGUAGGGGAUCCCAGGCUGU
Gopherus evgoodei (Goodes thornscrub tortoise) is the source of this 2836-nucleotide messenger RNA. RefSeq names its product zinc finger BED domain-containing protein 1-like. The transcript is spliced from 6 exons. Bases 106 to 2565 code for a protein of 819 amino acids. The record is from RefSeq and is a predicted model, not a curated record. Gene Ontology annotation, molecular function: DNA binding; protein dimerization activity. NCBI's taxonomy places the organism in Eukaryota, Metazoa, Chordata, Testudines, Testudinidae.